Messenger RNA from Biomphalaria glabrata, 6862 nucleotides. RefSeq lists its product as uncharacterized. The record is from RefSeq and is a predicted model, not a curated record. The coding region runs from base 447 to 1661 and encodes 404 amino acids. Gene Ontology annotation, cellular component: membrane. Gene Ontology annotation, biological process: positive regulation of cell population proliferation; positive regulation of protein autophosphorylation. Gene Ontology annotation, molecular function: growth factor receptor binding; growth factor activity. The transcript has 6 exons. NCBI's taxonomy places the organism in Eukaryota, Metazoa, Mollusca, Gastropoda, Planorbidae.
CCUAAUAAAAGUAGUCUUAGGUUGAAAAGCAAAAUGUAGCACAUCGCUUAUCCUCUGCGCAUGUCUGAAAAUCACCGAAAGGAAAAAAAAAACAACCUACGUAUAAGUACUUAACAACUUUCAACUAUCUAACGUGUAAACCAUUCGCUUCUCUGGAUAAGCCAAGUCGGAUAAAUUCAACAUACAAAAGAAAAGUGGUUGUCAUUAGAUCACACUUCUGCCUUUUUCUAAAGUGUCUUCCCAUAAAGUGUCUAUUCGAGAAGGAGAGGAUCGCUUGGCAACAUGUGCUAACACAUAGAUCUAUACAAUGUUACUGUAACAUUUGUUACUAAAGCAGAGAAAGUUUCUUUCAAAGAAAAUCAGAUCCUAAAUUUGGAUAGUACUUCAAGUUCAAGGAGGCAUUUGAUAUCUCUCCAAUAAGAAAUCUUCGAGUGCACAUUUCCACUAUGUAUUUACACCGAGUGUUGGUCCCAUUGUUUUCCAUUCUGACUUUCAUUACUUUGGUGACUGGCGUAGAAAGCAACGCUACUCCUGAUCACGAGAGAUCUCUAGGCCUCAUAACAAAUGACAACCUAGAGCGUUCUUUGAGAGAUGAUGCUACAGAACAUUCGCAAGGAAGACCUAUCAUAACAAAUAACCUGGUCGGAAGUAGUGUGAGCCUUCCUCCAAACAUAACCGCAAUGGAACAGUUACGGCGCAUCAACACGCUAGAAGCUUUCAUGGACAUUUUACGGCUGGAUGAUGGUCAAGCUUUCAAUGUGACUGAUUUUAUCACUUCUUAUGACAAUGAGACGGGGAAGUUUCUUGUAAGUGAAGGUGGAGGACGUAUUGCUGAUCCAGAUGACUGCUCACCAAGGCUCUCCACUGUCCGGCUGAACGUAACCUCUCCUGACCCCAAGAUUGUCUUCUUUCCUCAGUGCACUAAGAUGGAACGUUGUGGAGGCUGCUGUUCCUCCCCGAACUUGGAGUGUGUUCCAUCGUACACUGAGAGAGUUAGUCUGAAAGUUUUUAAAGCCGAAGUUCCCUCCACCGAUGCUACUCAGUUUGUCUACAAAGGCUUCCAGACCGUCAUAGCUGAGCGCCAUUUGAUGUGCAGGAUUCAAUGCACUUUGGACGAGACCAAAUGCGGCCCACAAAAGCUGUUCCUGAGAAAUCAGUGUAUGUGCAAGUGCCGGCAGGACUUGAGGUGCGACUCGCCCCGAGCCUGGGACCCCGAAGUGUGUAGUUGUGUCUGCGCAAUUAAGAAGGAGUGCUGCCCAAGUGGUCAACAAUGUGGGCUGAUAUUUGAUCCUGUAAAGUGCGAUUGCGCUAUCAACAAUAAUGUCUUGCGAGCCUCUUCUGGCGCCAACAUCACUGCAGAGCAACAUCAAAAUUAUUGGUCCACCUAUGGCAACAACACUUCUAACGCCAUGAAUGAUUUAGAGACCCAAACAGCUUCGCCCACUUCAACCACUACUAGCACUACUUUACCACCCAUAAUCACGACAGUUCCACUUCCGGUUCCUGAUGAUCCUUGCGCCAGACAUAGUUGCCCAGGCAAUAUGAUCAAGGUUGUAGUUCUACCUGCUAACAUAUGCGGCUGCAGAAUGAGACCCAGGACAGGUAGACCUAGACGAUCCAUUGCAAGAGUGCUACAGCCUAAAUAUAUGCAAAGAGUGUAGAGCAGUGAGAAGGCAUCGUUCAAUUGACUAUAAAUGUUGUUAACUUACUAAUAAUAAUGUAUCAAACAACAAAACAUAGAUUACAUACUCUUCAAUUAUUAUGCAUUGUGAAAGUCUAGACCCUGCACAUUGUGAUCUUUGGGUUUAAAAAAUGCUUACUGUGAAUAACUGAUUGACCUCGUAUAUUUGUUAUUGUUUUUUGUUGUUGUUUUUUUUAAUUGUUAAAAUGAGAUCAUUAUAAACAUAACCCUUUUAAAGUGAUUGUACCAUAUAGUCCAGGCAAACCCACAAGGGCAUUAAACAUAAAGAGAGCAUAGAAAUCUGUAUUGUAUUUUAGUACCACAACUAUAUUGUAUUACCAAAUCUGUUUGUCUUUAAUUUUCAUUAAGACAUCAAUUAAUAAAAGGUUUCUAGCUUUUUUAAUUCUAGCACUACAUUAUUACAUAGUCCUAUAUUAAUAAAGAAGCCUACUAAUAAUAGUAGAUGAAUAAAUAUAUAGUAUUCUAAAGUAAUGGGCCUACAUUAUAUAGAUAUAAAUAAUAUCAUGACUCAUUUAACAGCUUUCAAUCACCCUUGUAACAACUUCCUCACCAAAAAAAUAAACACACACAUUUACCUUUGACUCAUUCUUGUUUAACAUAGAAACUCUAAUACACUCAGUAACAUACCUGUACAGUCAUUUAACUCACAUCUAUAGCUACCUUUUGACAAACAAUAUUUCAUUAAAAUUUAUUUUUAAAACACUUAGCUGUUAGAAAAGGUAACAUAAAUUUAUAAUAUUUCAUGCCCCAAAUGGACCUAGAGGUACAAAUAAAAUCACAUUUCUUACCCUGCAUGCUGGUCCAGACACUGGAGAACAUUUUCUGUUGUGCCUUGCAAUCUAAGAAUGGAUUCUAAAUCACUGGCAAGGAAAACCAAUUUUAAAAAGUAUAAAACACUAAUAACAAGACUAACAUAUAUACAAAUACUUUUUUUUUUUUCUGCCUAUUAGCUAUGCCUGUGUGAUCAAACAGUGCACAUUCUGAAGAGUCUUUACAAACAGAGGAAAUUGGAAACUUACAUUUGAACGGGAAUAAAAAAGUUAAUAAUACUAAAAUAAUAUUCUUAAAUAAUUGCCUUAAGUGCUUUUACCUUGAAAACAAAAAUUAAGGUAAAUGGAUACGAAGACGAUAAUGUUGGGAAUACAGUUUCAACAUAAGAAAUAUUUGUAAAAUAAUUUUGUUUUGAUGUUAGUGUAAGUAUUUCAAAUCUAUUUAUUGUUUGUUUUCUUUUGGCUCAAACGUGUUUUUGGUGCUAUGUCUAGCACUUCAAAAAACUAGAAUCUCUUUGCUUUUUAAAACAUAUUUAUUAUAUAAUAAAUCAAUGCUGUGUAACUUAACAAAAAUCAAAUUGAUGAUAAAAUGGCAAAAACAUGUCUAUAAUAAAAUGCUGCUUUGUUUUGUUAUUUAUUUUAAAUAACUAUUGUGUUUGGUCAAAUGUUUUUCUUUUGAUAUUGGUAAUUUUAAAAAAGUUAACUAUCCAAUCAAUGAAUGAUAAGAAAAAAUAGACUAUGGAAUUGAGUGGUGAAGACAUCUUGAUAUUUUCAGAAGUUAAAUCUGAUCUCCCAGUGUCCCAUGGGGAACCUUUAGGUGAAGAGAUUCCUCUUUACGAGUACAAUUUAAUACUCAAGAAGUAGAGAUCACAACAAGAUUUAACACAGACUAAAUUAAGAUAUAAUUGAGCAGAUAAAACAGUUGAUCUAUUUAAUCAGUGUUAUCACAAGCUGUGAAGAUGCAUACAGUGAUGUUGCAUGUCAGAUAGGGAAAGCAGGAACCAUCUUUCAAAAGCUACAGUUCAUCUUGGCAAAUAAAUCAAUCAACUUGGAGACUAAGAUUCACCUCAAUACAAUCAACAGUCACCUACACUUGUGAUACAAGGAAUUCAUCCAUAAAGAUUGAAAAGAGACUAGACUCAUGGUGAUGACGGAGAAGGAUCCUAAGAAUAACAUACUAAUAAGCAGGAUCUUAUAAAUCAAAAUUGCUGCAUUUGUAUAAAUCCCAAUGCUUGCUUUAAAUUUUUCUUGAAUUUUUUCCCAACUAUUUUACCAAUAAAUAAAAUAAAAAUUUAGAAAGAAAACAGAACUAGAACUUGUGCCACAGGUUAUUAUUUUUAAUGCUUAUAUUUAUCACAUAUAUAAAUAUGUUUCAAAAUAAGAUAAUUAAAAAUCUAAUCAAGUGUGAGCAUACAUAAUACAAAGUCUGUUGUAGUUAAAAAAACGAACAAACUAGAAGUCAGUGACAAAACUAUCAAACUUAAUGUCACUAUGACAUAAUAUUCAUGAGAUUUAAUGUGAUAUCAUAAUACAAGUCUGGUGAAACAUACUUAAAUAUUGCAGAAUCUUGUUUUUUUUGUUUAAAUGAAAUGCAUCAGUUAAAAUAAGCCAACAUAUAAAUACACAGGUAUAAAUGGCACAGGGAACAAAACAGUUUGCAUUUAUUCAAUUCUUUUUUACACCAAAUAUUAGAGACGUAUAUAUCACAAAAACUGCAAAUUAAACAUUGCACAAAUAAAAUGUUGCAACAAAUUAUGAAAUUGAAAUCAGUUUACAAUGUUUUUAAGCUUCAGAUACUAAAUGUUUUAAAAUAAAUCCUACCUCACUAAAGUUGUUUGUUUUAAAUUAAGCAUUAGUUGUAAGUGAUAUUAUAUAUUUUCAAAAUUCUAAAACUUGUAUCAUACUUUAAGCUGUUCUGGUGGAAGGUUUUUAAUAAAAAUUAGUGAUUCUCCUAGAAAUGUUGAGAUGAUUUGUAGAGCAUUUUAUUAUUAUUAUUAGAAAAUUUGACCAAGUCUAGACAUUUUUUGUUGCAGUAAUACCAUCUACUAAUACAAACGAGACAUUACACUGUACAUUAACAUUUGUUUCCAAUUAUUAGAUUGGUACAAAAUAAAUUCCCUUCUAAAAUAUCCAAUAAUAGCUUUUGACUAAUUGUUGGAUAGCUUUCAUUCACACCAGCAAAACAUCUACACAUAUUAAGAGCAUUUGUACACAAAAUAUACACAUAUUAUGCUUCAUUAUUUUGGAUACUAUAUAAGAAAAGGGGAACAAGCAUACAAAAGUAGAUACCACAGAAUUCUGGUUCUUGAGAUUUGGACCAUUUCAUAAGCAUGUUAUAUUAAAAAUGCUUUAUAGCAUAAUAAAGAAUUUUACAACCUGAGUUAUACAAACUUUUGAGGGCAUUCAGAAGCCCUAAUUGGGGCAGUUAGCAGCCCUAAUGGAGGCACUCAGAAACAUUUUGGUGAUGGUGUACUGUGUUUUGAAAGAGGAAUUAAUGAAGAAAAGACCAAAGAAGAUAGAGGAAAUCAAAAGUAUCUAGCUCUACAAGGUAAAACAUUGAAUGAUGCAUACAUAUUACAUAUAUAUAGGCAGCACUAGGGACCAAGUAUUUAAUGACAAAAAAUGGUGAAUUAAAUAUAUAAAUAUAAUGGACUGCGCCCUUGGUAGGAAAAUAGCUGAGAAACACAUUUCCUGACCAAAAGUCAUGGAGAGAAAUUUUUAGACUUAUUUUUCAAAUUAAUAGAAUAAUUAAACCAGCAGUAGAAGUGUCACUUUCUGUCUUUAUAAAAGAUUUAAAUAAUAAACUGGAAUCACCAUUGGGACUGCAUCAAUUCAAAAUGGCUAACAUUGGAACAUAUUGAGUCAAGAUGAGAUUGCUUCAGAUGGACAACAGGUUGGGUUUUUUUUUUACAAGGAUUUUUUUAAAUUAGCAUUUGAUUCAAACAUUUGUAUGAUACAAACUUUACAAAAUAUACACUGUUUUACUGCCUUACAGAAGACACUGUACAUCUCAUUCUAUGUCCACACAUGUACAUUAUGAUGCCAAGAGUAUAGUUAAGUGACUGAUUAAAAUAAUGAUUUGGUUGGUUAGUGUGAAUAACUAUUGUGAUUAAUGUUUCUAAUGACAAUGACAAAGUACAAUGAUUAGGGGAUAAACAUGUAAAUAUUUUCAGUAAAUACUCUCCAUAAAAGCACAUAGAAAUGUAAAAUUGCAUAAUCCCAGGACACUGUAAAUAUCAUUAAGUCCUAUACAAAAUAUGAGUCAAUACUGAAAGAUGAGGGAAUUGAUUGUUUAAAAAAUCUAUAAAAUCUGUUUCAUAGGCUCAGUCCAUUACUGUGUCCUAAGCUCUUCUAUUCAUCUUGAUAUAAAAAUGUAAAAAAGAAACAAAAAAAUGUAUAUACAAAUAUUGACUCCCAUGAAGUAAGACUACUUAAAAGACUGAGACAAGUACACAAAACAAUCAUAGAAAAUAGUACAAAAAUGGUUGUUCUCAAUACCUUUUAAAAAGAGGCUACUAUCAAUCCUCCCAAUCUAUCCAAAAUGCCUGAAUCAAUUUUGAUGCUUUAUUCUCAUUUUUUCCCCCUAAUAUCUAUUGUUAAUAAAGUAUUUGACAGACAUUUUUUCACCAAAGUAGAGGGUAAAGGUCAGCAGAUUAUAGCUCAUUGUCUCAUAUUUGUCCUUUUUAUAUCACAAGUUAUUUAAUGUCUUAGUUCAUUUCAUUAGGUCAGUGGUCAGUCAUGUUGUUAUCAAACUAAAACUCGUGCACACAAUUUUCUUUGCUGCCUUGAUUGUAGGAACAUGGGAUAAAGAAAUAACAAAAACACUCACGAGUAAAAAAAUUAAACAAAUGAUGUUUAUGACAUGAAACAGUUUCACUCAUUGCAUUGGCUGAGUAUUAAGGUUAGGGUAGAACCUCUUGAUAGUACAAGACAAAAUGGUAAUGAUGAGAAACAAACUAGAAUAAAAAUCUAAAUAGCCACAUUUUUAACUAGUAACAUAUUGUAAACAGUAAUUUAACCAAGGAUUAGCUUAUUUCUAUAUUUCUUUUUUAUGACAUAAACUUGUGCAUUUUGGAAUUUGUUUUCUGUCAAAUUAACUUUUCCAAUACAACCAAAUUAAAAGCACCACAAAUACAGAAGACUUGGGUAAUCUUCCAUAUUUAUUGCAUCAUCACAAUUUUCUCUCCAUCGGGCCCUUUAGGAGUUCAUCUCAUCAAUUAUUUUUUUUUACAUAUUAAGGAGACAAUUUUGGACAAGCAAAACAAAAUAUAUUGUUAUUAGACUGUUGUUACAUUUGUAUAACAAACAACCCAUAAGAAUUAAUUACAUAAAUCAAUUUAAAUUCUACAAUACACAAAGUGAAUGUACACAUUUACAAAAAAAAACAAAA